Ruditapes philippinarum (Manila clam) is the source of this 2425-nucleotide messenger RNA. RefSeq lists its product as uncharacterized. Gene Ontology annotation, molecular function: metalloendopeptidase activity. The transcript is spliced from 11 exons. The coding region runs from base 38 to 2038 and encodes 666 amino acids. The record is from RefSeq and is a predicted model, not a curated record. Gene Ontology annotation, biological process: proteolysis. NCBI's taxonomy places the organism in Eukaryota, Metazoa, Mollusca, Bivalvia, Venerida, Veneridae.
AAAAGAUAUUAAUUAACGUCAUAUUUGACUAUACAUAAUGUCUUAUUACUAUUUUAGUUACGACCUGUACUCAAUGGACAGCGGUAAAAUUGACAAGCGAACGGCAGGAUACGCACGUGUUGGUAGCGUUUGCAGUAUGGACAGUGUGUCGGUCAUUGAGGACCACGGUGGAUUCCAGAGCAUCAACGCUGCUGCCCACGAAUUAGGUCACGGACUCGGUAGUAGGCAUGACGGUAAAAUGAACUCCUGUGAUCCCAGAGAUCAGUUUAUAAUGACAGCGCAUGGUGGUUUUGAAACGGAGAAGACUAAGGGCAACCCCUGGAGAUUUUCCAAAUGUUCUGUAGCUUAUUUCAAAGAUUAUAUAUCAAGAUUACGUCCACGUCACUGUCUUACUGACCCAGUUGAUAUAUUCGACCGCGAUGAGUAUAUCAAAUUUAUCUCCACUUACCCGGGUCAGGAUUACUCACCAAAUGAACAAUGCCAGGAUAUUUUAGGACUUGAUUCUUACUAUGGAUGGGGCCCUGAACUUGGUAAAUUUAGUGAUAUAUGCACAGAAAUGUCAUGUAAGGUGCCGGGAGCCAGUCGAUCAUACAGAGUUUAUAAGGCGGCUACGGGAACAUCUUGCGGGGACAAAAAGUGGUGCAUGGAAGGACAGUGUGUGUUUGCUGAAAAAGCGCCACCUAAAGAUCCUGCAUGUGUGUUCGGAGAUAUACAGCGUCUGUUUGGUUCGAAGAAACAAUCCUGCCGACAAUAUAUGAUAGAUAACCCAAUGAGAUGUUACGAUAAAUUUUACAGCUCUCGAUGCUGUGACACGUGCGAAAGACUAAACACCGGCGUUAGAGGAUGUGAAUACGGCGAUAAAUUCUUAAACUGUCGAGCAAGCGGGUGUUUUGAUACUAGUUACGCACGAGACUGUUGUAGCACGUGCGGACUGGCUCCUCAUCCAGUGAUUAAAGCACUCACUACAACCGCCCGACCUCCUGUUACCCGGAAACCAUGGACCCCAAGACCGACAACGAGCAAACCAUGGUCCCCGAGACCAGUACCAACAACACGACAACCAUGGACCCCUAGACCAAUACCAACUACAAGAAAGCCAUGGACACCAAGACCCACUCCAUCUAACAAGUGGACUCACGUUCCAAUACCGACUAGACGUCCACCUCCAACCAGACGUACCACAACUCAAGCACCUACAGUCAAGCCAUCUGGUAGUUCCGGUUUAUGUAUCAGUCCAGAUAAUCGAUUUUUAUUGGUCUUUAAGUGUUCAUCAUUGCCCAAUUUGUUUGGUCAAAAUGCAUGUGACAAUACGCUUGUAGCACGAUAUUGCUGUGAACGCUGCCCGGAACCCAAACAGCAAGGUUGCGUUGACUCACCGAAUUGCAAAGUUCAGUAUUCAAGAGAGUGCUACACAGAGUCUAAUAAAAAGGAGUGUUGUAAAACGUGCAAAAGAUUUGAAACAAGUCGGAAAGGAUGCGAGUACGGCGAUAAGAUACGUUCAUGUGAAAGGUACGUUGGGGAGCUCGGUAUUUCAUUGGUUUGUUCCCGGUACAAGGACUAUUGCUGCGGAAUAUGUAACGCUCUUGCCACAAACCAGGAACCAGCGAGCGUAAACGAUAUCCACAAACCGGUCGAUCCGUUCUCCGGAGCUGUUAAACAAAUUCACCGUGCCGACCCAACGUUACGUGCUAUUGCAGCAACCGGUAAAGCCCCAACCGGUAAAGCCCCGGAUAAAAACGAAAAAGGCACAGCAAAUACAAACACGAAUGCUAAUGCAAAUAAAGAUGCAGGGAAUAUAAAUAAAGAUAAAAAUACGAAUAAUAAUUUUACACCAUUUGGUUUUGAACAUCCAAUGACAAAUAUUAACGGUUUUUCAAUGAGGUCGCAUUCGUUUCAAAGUGCUCCAGGUCACGUGGUGCAUACUGUUAUUUAUAGACCAGUAAAUCGGCGAGGUAGAGGGAGCAUCUUCAGGCGGACACGACCUGCUCAAAGACAGCAGCUUCUUAGACGAUUAAAUUUUAUGGUAAAUCAGGGAUGAUUUUUAAUGUAACAGUGUGUGUGUUUUUUGUAUUUUUUUCCUUAAUUUUGUAAAUAUAUUUGUUAAUUUAAAAUUUCCAUUUAUUUCUACAAGUUGUUUAUAUGAUUUCUUUUUCGAAUUCAACGCAUCUGUUUAAAUCAUCACGAUCAUCCAACACAAAAUGUAAAUAUAAGUAAAUGUUUAAUAAAAAUUGUAUUGUUAUGUCUCAACUAUUUUUGAUCGGUAAUUGUUUUAUCACACUAAGUAUGAAAUCUGUCAUUAUAAAACUUGUUUACGAAAUAGGUUCAUUGACGGCUGCUGAAUAAUUUAUUCAUGACUUCAAUUUUAUUACCCCGAAAAGAUGACGUCUACUAGGUUAAAUAGUGCAAAUAUAACACGACAUUUUGC